Molecule: messenger RNA, 8251 nt
Organism: Limulus polyphemus (Atlantic horseshoe crab)
Lineage: Eukaryota; Metazoa; Arthropoda; Merostomata; Xiphosura; Limulidae
Product: serine/threonine-protein kinase MRCK alpha-like
Exons: 44
Coding region: 516-5624 (1702 amino acids)
Biological process (GO): peptidyl-threonine phosphorylation; actomyosin structure organization
Cellular component (GO): cytoplasm; cytoskeleton
Molecular function (GO): ATP binding; protein serine/threonine kinase activity
Source: RefSeq, a predicted model, not a curated record
AACUGGUUGUGGGGGAAUGAAUGAGCGCCGCCUUGCGCAUUUUAGAAAGGAUAACUAAUUGUGUUCUGUGUAUGUCUUGUGAGGUUAACUAUGGUUCUGCGGGUGUGGAUGUGUCCAUGUAGUCUUGCACCAAUCAUGCUUUGGGUUUCAGAAAAUUUAAUGCUGUUUGAACUGAGACCUGUUUAGUUAUUGAAAGAUAGUAUAAAUUCUUGCAUGUAGUUUACCUAAACAAGCUAAUCUAUGUUGCUUUAUUUUUUCAUUUACAAGUGAUCUCUUGUAGUUCCAUAUCUUUAGAAGCAUUUUUUAAUCACAUACAUUCUUAUUUGGUUAUUAUUGAUUGGAAAUUAUUGUAGAUGUAUGCUAAUGUUUGAGAAACAUUUUUUGUUGUGUUGUUAGUAAACAGUGAAGAAUCGAUUGUAUUUUGAUAGUUUUUCAAUCAUGUUAUUUUAAGUACGGCAUAUUUUGUGAACUCUUAAUCUGUAACAGUAAUAAUAGUAAUAAAGAAGUAGCCCAAAAUGGCCCCAGGUCCAGAGGAAAGAACAAAACAACUGGAAAAACUUUUUCUCGAAGGAUGUUUUAUUGCAAAUGGGACUAGUUAUAGCAUAGAAAUAUUAUUGGAUGUCCUGUUAGUGCUGUACGAUGAAUGCUGUAGUUCAUCACUGAGACGAGAAAAAACAUUUUCACAGUUUGUUGAACAUGUGAAACCCUUGGUACAAAGAAUUAAAAGUUCCCGGCUCCUCAAGGAAGACUUUGAAGUUCUGAAAGUCAUUGGUCGGGGAGCUUUUGGUGAGGUUAGUGUUGUAAAACAAAAAGACACUAAGAAGGUAUAUGCAAUGAAAACAUUGAACAAGUGGGAAAUGUUGAAAAGAGCUGAGACUGCUUGUUUCCAAGAAGAAAGAGAUGUUCUGAUUAAUGGAGAUAAAAGAUGGAUAACUAAUCUUCAUUAUGCUUUCCAAGAUGAGAGCAAUCUGUAUUUAGUGAUGGACUACUACUCUGGUGGUGACCUACUGACUUUGCUAAGUAAAUAUGAAGAUCGACUGCCUGAAGAAAUGACUAAAUUCUACAUGGGUGAAAUGAUUCUGGCUAUUGAUGCUAUUCAUAAACAGAAAUAUGUACAUCGAGAUAUCAAACCAGACAACAUACUUUUGGGUACUGAUGGACACAUCAGGCUUGCAGACUUUGGUUCUUGUUUAAGACUUCUUGAUGAUGGAACUGUUCAGUCCAAUGUAGCAGUAGGGACUCCAGAUUAUAUUUCCCCUGAAAUACUUAGGGCAAUGGAAGAUGGGCAAGGAAAAUAUGGACCUGAAUGUGAUUGGUGGUCUUUAGGGGUCUGCAUGUUUGAAAUGCUGUAUGGGGAAACUCCCUUUUAUGCAGAAUCUUUGGUUGAGACUUAUGGAAAGAUCAUGAGUCAUAAGACAUGCUUUGCUAUCCCAGAUGACCCAACUGUCACAGUGUCAGAUGAUGCAAAAGACCUGAUGAAGAAGUUAAUUUGUAGUGCUGACUGUCGACUUGGUCAGAAUGGGAUAGAAGAUUUUAAACAGCAUCCCUGGUUUCAAGGCAUUGACUGGGAUAACAUACGAGAUGGCCCAGCCCCAUAUGUUCCAGAUGUUAGUAGUCCUACUGAUACAUCUAACUUUGAUGACCUUGAUGAACUUGACCAGCGUUCAAACGAUUCAGCACCACCUACAGGGAAUAGUGUAUUUUCUGGUCUUCAUCUACCCUUUGUAGGGUUUACUUUCACUUGUGGCAGUAAAUUAUCUGGUGUGGGCUAUUUGAUGAAUGGUGAUGAUGUGAGAAAUUCAUCAUCUGUUGAACCUCACAACACUGUACAAGAUCUUCGUCUGGAGAAAGCAAAACUUUCUAAGGAAAUAAAAGAAUUGACAUUAGAGCUACAGAGAAACAAACACAGUUCAUCGAGGUUCAAGAAAGAACUGGAAGUACUUGGACAAGAGGAUUUCUUAGAUGGAGAAAUGUCAAGUUACAUGAAGGAACUAGAAAAAAAUAUGCACCAGAUUAAAAUCGAAAAUGAGGAUCUGCAAAAGGAGCUUACGGAAACAAAAGAAAAGUUAAAGCAGCAGGCGAAAGAGCUGAAAGAUACUAUAACUCAGAGAAAAUCUGCUCUGUCUGAUUUCACAGAUGUUAGUGACAAGCUAUCUGAACUUCGAGCUCAGAAACAGAAAUUGUCACGUCAGGUUAGAGAGAAGGAGGAGGAGUUAGAUAGCACCAAGCAGAAAAUUGACAGUUUAAGACAAGACCUAAGGAAAGCUGAGAAAUUGAGGAGAGAGCUUGAAUCUCAGAUUGAUGAUGGAAAAACAGAAACAAACAAAGAGCGAAGAAUGAGAGAGCGAACUGAAGAACAUUUAAAGGAAAUUCAAGCAGAAGUAGAGUCACUGAAAAAGAAACAGACAGGACGACUUGUUACCACAGUGAACAAUGAAACCACACAAGAAAUUAGCAGGUUGAAAGCAGAGUUACAAACAAUGAAGCAACAACAUGAAGAAGUACUGAGUCAGAAGCAGGCAAGGUUUAAGGCUGAUAUAAGUAAUAUGAAGGAUUUAUUGCAAGAAACUGAGACCACAAAUAUAUCUUUACAAAAAGAGAUUCUAACACUGAAAGAGAAAAUAGAGCAGGCCAGAUCAGAAAGUGCUGUAGAAAUCCAGGAGAUAAUAAAUGACAUGAAACAAUCUUUUGAACAUGAAAAGUUAAUUCUUCAGGAAGAGAAUAAGAAGCUAACACAAGAAAGAGAGAUAUUAACAAAAACUAUAAGAAAAGAACAAGAAUCAAAGAAAAAUCUAGAAGCUGAAUUUGCUGAAUUAAAGGAAAAGAAAGAUGCAAUAGCCCAGUGGGAAGCUCAGAUUAAUGAGAUUGUCCAAUGGGUGAAAGAUGAGAAGGAUGCCAGGGGCUACUUACAAACAUUGGCUAACAAAAUGAGUGAAGAACUAGAAUACCUGAAAACCACAGGUGUUCCUCCAACUCCAACAGGCACUGUUGAAAAGAACUGGAAAAACCGCAGGUCACAGAAAAUGGAAAAAAUGGAGAUCUUGAACCUACAAUCUAAUCUCCACAGUGAGAUCCAAGCCAAGCAAGCAAUUAGCCAAGAGCUGAGCCGUGUCCGAGGAGACUACAUGGCACAACAAAAGGAGUUAGAAGAAAGUCGACAGAAGGAAGAAAUAUACAGGCUGGAAAUGCAGAAGAAGGAUGUUCGUAUAAAAGAACUAGAAAUGAAGCUAGAUAGACUUGAUCUAGGAGAUGGAUUCUUGGAUCGUCCAUCAUCCCAAAUGUCCUUCCUGGAUCAAUUUCUGAAGGAUACCUCCUUACGGUUUGGCUGUUCUGACAGUGGCGAGUAUGCUGAAGUAGGAGAAGAAACUGAUAAUGAAUUCCACAUGCCAACUUCAUUCUCUGGAAGCAAGUCUACCGCAUCUGAAACAAGCAUGGAUCAGCUGUCUGUUAGUCUGUCUCCUGUAGUUGAUUCCAGACCAACCAUUAGUUCUUUAACUCCUCAGCCUAAAGCUCACCAGUUUAUGUUUAGAAACUUAGGAACUCCUCUCAAGUGUUAUCAGUGUACAUCCUUAUUGGUAGGCUUGUAUCAUCAAGGAGUGGUUUGUGAAGUGUGUGGAUUUGUGUGUCAUGUUACUUGUCAGCAUACUGUGCCUGCUGUCUGCCCAGUUCCAGCCAAUCAGAUCAGGCGACCUGCUGGUAUUGAUUUGACAAAAGGUGUAGGAACUGCAUGUGAUGGUUUUGUGAAGGUUCCCAAGCCUUUAGGUGUGAAAAAAGGCUGGAUUCGACAGUUUCUGGUUGUGUGUGACUUCAAGCUGUUUUUGUAUGACCUAGUGCAAGAUAAAAACCCAGGAGUGUCUGUGUCACAAGUGUUAGACAUGAGAGAUGAAGAAUUUAUGGUCUCCAGUGUGUUAGAAGCAGAUGUUAUUCAUGCAAACAAGAAAGAUGUUCCUUGUAUAUUUAAGGUGACCACCUCUCUUCUGGACUAUCCAAGCACCAAGAACCAUACACUAAUAAUGGUAGAAAAAGAGGCUGACAAAAGAAAAUGGGUUGAUCUCUUGAGUGAAUUGCACCGUGUUCUUCGCAGAAACAACCUUCCCUGUCAGAAAGUUUAUGAAGUAAAAGAGCUUUUUGACAGUACAGUGGCAGUCACCAAAAAUAUCCUAUCAUUAGCUGUAAUUGAUCAAGAUCGUAUUGUGUUGGGAACAGAAGAAGGUUUGUACUGCAUGGACUUGGACAGAGAUGAAAUGGCAAAGAUUGGUGAUGGGAAGAAGGUAUCUCAGAUAGAAUACAUUGAGAAUGAGCAGUUAUUAAUAGUCAUCACAGCCAAGCAACGACAACUGCGACUAAUCCCUGUGGGAGCUCUUGAUGGUCAUGAAGUUGAAUGGAUUAAAGUGCCUGACACUAAAGGAUGUGUGACUUUCUGUGUAUCCAGUCUAGAAGGAGUAGAUGGAGCUACUGGACUACACUAUUAUUUUACUGUAGCUGUAAAGAGACAGCUGACUAUUUAUGAGAUAACUCGUAUGAAGGUUCGCCAUCAGAAGUAUAAAGAAAUUCAACUCCCUGGUCAACCACAGUGCUUGGAUGUGUUUGGUGAAAAAAUCUGUGUGGGUGUUUCAUGUAAUUUCUACCUGUAUUCACUGGAAGAUGACAGUGGCCCAACAUGUAUGAUUCCACUGGACAGUAUAGAGUUUGCCUUUCUUCGUCACAGUCCUAUGGAUGCCUUGUUGUCAGUAGAACUUCCAAGCAAUGAGUACCUUCUAGUCUUUAGCCAACUUGGAGUUUAUGUUAACAAAGAUGGAGAAAAAUCCAGAGAAAAAGAACUCAUGUUUACUGCAAGCCCCACAGCAGUCAGUUUCCGUGGUCAGUACCUGUCGAUGUAUAGUGAAACCCAUGUGGAUAUUUUUGAUGUUACCUUGGGCAACUGGAUACAAACUGUUAAUAUCCCAAAGAGUAAGCCUUUAAGCAGGACAGGAGAAGUGGUUAGCAUGUGUACAUCUGAUCUUCCUCAAGUUCUUUACUUCCACAAUAUUCAAGAUGAAGAGAACUUAAUACAUGUACCUGAUCCUAGUGUCCAGGGUCAGCAGACAGGGUCAGGGAAAAUUAGCAUGACAAGAAUGAGAAGAAAAUUUUCUGCACGAGACCCAAAUCGCAUAGUGGAUAGAAAGUCCAGAAUUAUUUCUGGUCCUACCAACUUCAAUCAUGUAUCUCACAUGGGACCUGGAGAAUUUCACAACCUGAGUGCUUUACCAACUGCACAAGAAAGUAUCCAUAAAGUGAAGCAUAUAUUUCACCAAGGGAAGUCAACCCCCCUGCGUAGUCAGUCACGUGACAGUUUACCUCAGAGACCUAUUAGUGUUGCCUCAACAGUACAGAAUGGAAAUCACCAUGCUGCUCAAACCCCACGUCCUGUGUCAACUAUGAUAUCAGUGUCCCCUGAUGAUUGUCACGUGUCUGAGGAACAGACUUUUCCAAACAGCUUAAUUAAUGAGAUACUGGGUGAUUCAUCUUCUAGUCCUCAUCUUUCCCGUGGCUCUAAUUUCAAUUCUUCCUCAAGUCCUGGAGAUCAGCAGUGGAUCCUAGAUGACAGAGACUUUCUGCACUCAAGCUAUGAGUCUCAGAGCUAAAGCCUGUGUUCUAAAUUCCUGUUUUAGCCUUAAAGAACAUAGGAUCUCUUAAUUGUUGGGUUACCACUUCACAAGAUUUCAUGCAGUACACAUUAAAAAGUGGCAUUUAACUCUUUGAUCAGUGUUAAUCGAAGAAACUUUGACCUGAAUCAUGUCUUCAAUUUUUCAUAACUCAGUUUUUUUUUACUCUUUCUUCCUAGUGGUUAGAUAGAUUGACCAUGUUUACCAUUGUGAACACAAUAACUAUGACAGUAAAAGAAAUGUAAUUUGGGUGCUGGAGGACGGUUGAUUGCCUCUAUAUCUAAGAAACUGUUUACAACAUUUUAUGCAAGAAUGUCUUCUUUUUUUUUAGCCUCUCUUUUUACUGUUAUCAGUUAGAUGUGUUCCAAAGGUGGAAAAAGAUGUCAAGAUAAUUUUCUAGGUCAAAAAAUUCGUUUUCGUGAACCUCUGAAGAAAGAAUGUUGCUUUUAAAAUAAAAGCACAAAACAAAACUUACCCUUCUGAAAGGGUGGUUUUUCUUACUGGGAAAAAAAAAAGACUGUGACCUUCAUGUGCGUUAGAUUGUCCUAACUGUGAAAUGUAUUAUUUUAGGAGAUUUAGGAUAAUAUUGCAUGGGAAAAACCUCAGCCUUAAAAACAAUGUUUAACUGAAGUAGAUCAGUCAAAUUUACAUAAUCUAGUGGUCCAGUUUUAAAGCUUUAUAUGUGUUUGUGUGGUGUAGUAUUUUCAGAGCUACUUUAAAAGACUUAGGUAGUUAAUGGAUUAGUGAGAAAUGUAGAACAGGUAGUGGUAAGAUUUAAUGACCUAUUUAUCUAACUUGGUAACAUGCUUAGCUAUGGAGAUUUAACAUAGGUAUGUCAUGGUACCUAAUCUUACCAAAAUUAUUAUAUAUCAAUGUGCUCUCCAUAAAGCAUGUUUUGAGUUAAAAUCACUACAAAUUAGUUUGAAACAUUUAUACUAGAUUGUAUUACAAGUGCACCACAUCCAGGAACCAUACCACUAGAUAUGUUUACAAGCCUUAACUCUCCAUCUUUUUGGAGUGAUUAAAGUUAACUGGUAGAAAAGUUAUUCCUUUAGUUUACAAUUUAAUUAAAACAUUAGCUCUAGGCUAUCAUAUUAAAACUUUAUAUCAACUUUCAUCUCUUGAAGAAGAUCGUUUUUGCGGUACAAUCACGCCACACCACAAGAAUCAGUCCUAGUUCUGUAUUUGUACUUAACGCUACUGACAGAAAAUGGUUUUGUUUUAAAAAGUACUAUUGAAGCAAAUCACCUCUGAACUAUGUUUGCAAUAAACAUGUGUACUAAGAUGAUUUAUGCCUUAGAACAUAAGUACCUUAAGACAAACUGACACUGUUCAGAAUCAGUAUCUUUGCAACAGGCUGUUGAUGAUGAAUAGUAGGUUACAAAAGCUAGUUAUGUUGAGAGUUUUAGAUUUUAAGUAAUGCCAGUUAAAAUAUCUAUUAAUUUGGUGUAUUUAAUUCAAACAGAAUUUUCUUUGAAAGAUUUUGAAGAUGGUUUGUUAAAUUUUAAUUCUUGGGCAUUAACCACUUCUUAGCUAGUUUUUCGUACUGCAAGUGGAAGACAUCUCAAACAAAUUUUGCCACUAUCAUCACCAUUUCAAUUUGCACGUUAUUGAAAGCUAUACACUAAGUUCCUGUCAUUGUGAGUAAAGUCGUUUAUGAAAAGUGUGGAAGUGACUGUCAACACCUUAAUUCUAAAGAUUAUAAUACCUUCACAGUCAGCUCUUCCUACUACAGUUAUCUGUGAAAAACUUCAGGAUAACAGUCAGUAUCUUACUCCUUAAGAUAUUAUUACCCUAUUAGUUAGAUGUAAUUAUUAAAAAUGGUGUACCACCAAAAGACUUGAGGUUUUAAAAUGUUUGCAUUUAGCUAUUACAACUUUAAUGGAGUUAUUUCGGGUAGCCAACUAACAUUCAAAAGCCUUUACUUUUUGGUCCCAAUUGCAUGUAAAAAUAAUUUGGUUAUAGCCAUUUAAAGUUCACAUACCUAUUGUGCACACCAAUAUUUAAACAUUGCACUCAGAAUAUUGUCUGGUUUCCAGUUCCACCUUUUCUAGUUGGUAGAAUCACUGUAAGUCCAAACAAUAACUGUAGUAUAGAAAGUUUAGAAAACCAUCCUGUGUCCCAGUAGCUUAUAUGUGAUAUUAAAAUACAUUAAAAAAACUGUCUAGGGUACUAGGUACUGCCAACUACUGAUCUUAACUUCCUAGUCUUACAGCUGGUAUUUUAAUUUGUAGAGGUUGACAUUAGUCUGGUACUUGGAUUGCUAUACUAAGUCAUAAGUAUUUAUAAAACAAUAAUGAAUUUUUAAAUUCUUUUAUUGUUCUUAGAGUUCUCCGAUAAUGCAACCAUAGAGUAGUUAUAUAUAUAUGUAUUAUUUAUUUGAAUUAAGGAGGUACUUUUGUACAUAUUCUAAUUUGCUUUUUAUAUAUAUAUAUAUUAAAUAUACUGAGAAGCUUUCAUCAUAUAUGAGUACACUGAUGAAUACGGUGGAAAUUGUGAGUAGUACUUCACAAAAACAGUAAAGCUCACGUGUGUAAACACAUUUGUUUGUCUCUUUUAUUUUACGUUAAAAAAUAAAUAAAUUAUAUCUAGUACUUGAACCUUUA